Molecule: messenger RNA, 588 nt
Organism: Fonsecaea erecta
Lineage: Eukaryota; Fungi; Ascomycota; Eurotiomycetes; Chaetothyriales; Herpotrichiellaceae
Exons: 2
Coding region: 1-588 (195 amino acids)
Source: RefSeq, a predicted model, not a curated record
AUGGCAGCACCACCCGAAGUCAACCUUGCAGCCCUGUCCGGAAAAUGGGUCCUGAACCGUGGCGUAGCCGAUGAUCCCGACCCAAUGCUAGCGUUCCAGGGUGUCCCCUGGCUGAAACGCAAAGUCAUUCUGCUCGCCACAGUGACCUUGUCCGUCAAGGAAUAUAUUGACGACAAGGGGAUCACACAUAUCGAUUUGGACCAGACUGCCACGGGCGGCAUCCAGGGCACCAGUGAACUGCGCAUCCUGGACUGGAGUGAGACCAUUCAUGAGGAUCACAUUUUCGGCAUCUUGAAGAGCCGCAACCGCUGGAUCGCCGACCCCAAGACAUGUGAGAGUGGAAACGGAGGGCCCCUCGAUCCCUAUCUGACCGAGGGUUGGCUGCACGAGAAAGUUGGCCCGAAUGGGGAGGGAUUCGUCCAGAAUUGGGUCAUGAACGAGGAACGAGGCUGGACCGCGGAACAGAUCUGGGGAUUUACCACGAUCAAGGGCCAACGGUAUAAGACUAGGAAGAUCCAUGUGAAGAAGGAAGAUGAGACGUUGAACGUUACUCUUGCGUAUGACUGGAAGGGAAAGUCGAAGGCUUGA